This is a messenger RNA of Amoebophrya sp. A25, 152 nucleotides long. Lineage: Eukaryota; Dinophyceae; Syndiniales; Amoebophryaceae. The record is from the annotation of a GenBank genome assembly.
GACUGUUCGUACUACCCCUCGAAGCGCUUCAGGUGCGUCGUCAUGCAGUUCAGCCACCUCCUAUAGUCUGCACCAAUCCGGUUCUUGCUCAUCUAACACGCCCUUUGACUUUGGAGGAACACUUGGUGGCGACUAUGUUGCUGCAACUGGUU